GACACAUUCUUGAUUAGAGAAGACUUAAUUUUUGAGGUGAGAAGCUUAGGGAAAAGUUUUGUUAAUUUUGCGUUGGAAUUUGGGAGUUUUGUUAGAUAGUGGUACAUUGGAGGUUGAGAUUAGGUGUAAGGAAUAAGAAGAUAGAUAUGGAUGGUUCGGGGAGGAAAUCUGGUUCCAAGAGAGGAUCUAAGGUUUUUCAGUUUGACGAUGAUGCUGAUGAUGAUGAGCCUAUCGGAUCUCUUUUAGAGAUUAUGAAGCAUAAAAGUUCCAAGAAGGAUAAGGUUGAGACAGAAAGUACUGGUAAACAGAGACAGAAACAGGUUGUGGAAAAGAAGCUGAGUGCUUUGGACAAGGAUUCUGAAGAUAUGGAUGACACCUUAGCCAGUUUUAGGAAGAGAUUGAAGGGCAACAAGAAAGGUGUUGGAUCAGGAACUCCUAGAAUUAGGAACCACGAGGGUGUUCCUCCUAUUGAUACUGUAGCAAAUUCUAAUUUGAAACCAAUUGAGGAAGGCAACACAAACAAGGUGCAGAGUGUAUUACUUAGGGAAGGUUUGAAUAGCUUAUAUGUCAAGAAGAUGGUUGAUUCAACAGUAGAUUCUGGCACGAAUAAUAAAAGAGUGGAUUGCAUAUCGGAAAAUGGUGCUUCUAAUUCUAUUCAAAAGUGUGCUUCAGAAACUGGAACCCUCCUGCAUAAGUUUUAUGGUAAAGAUGAGGCAGCCUCUCCUGGUCAUAAAAAAGUAGAAACAGUCUCCAGGGAGAAGGAAGCAGAUGUCUUUCAUCAAAUUACAGAGGAGGAAUCCAAGCGACCAAUGUCGGAGAAGGCCCUGGAGCUAUCCAGGGUGUCUGUUCCCAUGCCAGAUGUCCAUGGUGAAGUUUAUUGUCCUACUGAUAGAAAAGAAGUUGCAGUUAUUGCUCCUGAUCAGCACAUACACUUGGGAGAGCCAGCUUCAGAGUCCGGUUAUUACCGAGAGAAGAAUUUAGUUAUGUGUGAUUGUGGUAUCCAAGUUAAUUUUGAGGAUCAUUCCUUUGAGUCUAAUACCCAUGUUACUCUCUGUCAUAAGUGCAAGUAUUCUUCACACCAUAAUGCUUCUAAUGGAGGUGGUAUUCAAGUUAAUACUCUAGAAGAUGGAACUGCUCAAGCUUCCCCAGUUUCUAUAAUUCCCUGCGAAGAUGAAAAUUUCCGAGGGGAUGCAAUUUCAUUACCUAAUUCUGGGAAGCCAUCCACCUUGCAACGCCCAGAGCGUAUUGCUAAAAAGCGCAAGCUUGGAAACAUGGUGUAUGAAGGAGACAUGAAAUGGGAGAAUGAGCAGGGCUUUCUUGAUUGUCAAAGUGACAAGUCCUUUAAGGGAAGCGACAAGUGUGAUUUUGUUCCAUCUAUUUCCAAGGACAUUGAAAUUGGUAGAGCAGCUGCGGUGACAGCUGGACUUAAAGCCCAGUCGGUAAGUCCAAUUGAGAAGAUUAUACUUAAAGAGGUGUUGAAGCGCAAAGGUAGCCAUCAGGAGUACCUAAUUUGCAGGAAUUCUAUCUUAGGCCUGUGGAGUAAAAAUGUCAGCCGAAUCUUACCUGUCACUGAGUGUGGUGUUACCGGUGGCCCUUCUGAGAAUGAAUUGCCUUCAGCUUCCCUUAUCAGAGAAGUCUAUAAGUUUCUUGAUCAGAGAGGUUAUAUAAAUGCUGGAAUUUCAUCUGUGAAGGGGAAGGCGGGAUCUUUGACUAAUCAAGACUAUGAUCUCCUCCAGGGGAGAAAGCUUGAAGAAAGUUCUAUGGCUUCUGUUGCAGAUUCUGAAGAGGGAGUUGCUUUUAUCCUUGGUCAGGUCAAAGCCGUUGAAUCAACUAGUGAGGGUAAGAAAUGUUCUUUCCAAAAUGAUGAAAGGGACUUGGUAGGAUGUGCGACCUCGGAAAUGUUAGAAUCUACCAGCAAAACAUGUGAAGCAAGCAUUAUUGAUGAUUGCAAACAUUCUGUGAGCAUAAAUGCUUUACAGGAUGGUACUGCAUCUAAUGUUGAAAAGCAUCCUGAAACAUUUUCAGUAGCUAAGCCUGCUUUGUCUAGCACACUCUCCUCUGCAAAUAGUAAUCAAAUGAAAGGAAGGGACUCUGUUCCAUGUGAGGUUAAAGAUGAGAAGAAAGUUAUAGUUAUUGGAGCUGGUCCUGCUGGAUUAACUGCAGCACGUCAUUUACAGCGCCAGGGUUUUUCUGUAACCGUUCUUGAGGCAAGGAGUAGAGUAGGUGGUCGUGUAUUUACAGACCGGUCGUCUCUUUCAGUUCCUGUGGAUCUUGGGGCUAGCAUAAUUACUGGCAUUGAGGCUGAUGUGCCAUCUGAAAGAAUGCCAGAUCCUUCGGUAUUGGUCUGUAACCAAUUAGGUCUGGAGUUGAGCGUGUUGCAUGGAUUCUGUCCUCUUUAUGAUACUGUAACAGGGAAAAAGGUUCCUGCAGAAUUAGAUGAUGCUCUACAAGCAGAGUUCAACAGUCUAAUUGACGAUGUGGAUUUGCUUGUUGAGGAAAUAGGCAAAGAAAGAGCAAAUAAAAUGUCUCUUGAGGAUGGACUAGAAUAUGGCCUUCAACGGCUGAGAAUGCCACAUGACAAGGUGAACAUUGACAAAAUUGGGCUUGCCAAUUCAAGCUCAAAAACAGGCAUCAGUGGUCCCUUUACGCAAGAUGAAAGCUGGAAAGAUGAUUUUUUGAAUCCUUUGGAGCGAAGAGUUAUGAAUUGGCAUUUUGCUCACACAGAAUAUGGUUGUGCUGCUGUCCUUAAGGAAGUUUCGCUUCCUCACUGGAAUCAAGAUGAGUUUUAUGGCGGAUUUGGAGGGCCACAUGCUAUGAUUAAAGGUGGUUAUAGCCGAGUUGUUGAGUCGCUUGCAGAAGGACUUGACAUUCACUUAAACAAAAUAGUUUCUGAGGUAUCUUAUGCCUCUGAUGUAUCUGCCACGCAUAACAGCAAGCAUAAAGUCAGAGUUAGUACAUCAAAUGGCUGUGAGUAUCUUGGAGAUGCUGUUCUGGUAACUGUUCCUCUUGGAUGCUUGAAAGCAGAAACUAUUAAGUUUUCACCACCCUUGCCGGACUGGAAAUAUGCGUCAAUCAAACAACUUGGUUUUGGAGUUCUAAAUAAAGUUGUGUUGGAGUUCCCAGAGGUAUUUUGGGAUGAUAGUGUUGAUUAUUUUGGGGCAACUGCUGAGGAAACAGAUCUAAGAGGUGAGUGCUUUAUGUUUUGGAAUGUCAAAAAAACUGUUGGUGCCCCUGUCCUGAUAGCUUUGGUGGUUGGGAAGGCUGCUUUUGAAUAUACAAACAAGAGUACGUCUGAGCACGUGAACCAUGCAAUGAUGGUUCUUCGGAAGCUUUUUGGUGGGGAUCUGGUUCCUGAUCCUGUUGCCUCGGUAGUUACUGACUGGGGCACUGAUCCUUACAGUUAUGGUGCCUACUCAUAUGUUGCUAUUGGUGCUUCUGGCGAAGAUUAUGACGUAUUGGGAAGGCCUGUUCAGAAUUGUUUGUUUUUUGCUGGUGAGGCAACAUGCAAAGAGCAUCCUGACACUGUUGGUGGUGCAAUGAUGACUGGAGUCCGAGAAGCUGUGCGUAUAAUUGAUAUACUUAGAAGUGGAAAUGAUUACACAGCCGAAAUAGAAACACUAGAAAAAGCGCAGAGGAAAUCUGUACCUGUGAGGGAUGAAGUCAGAGACCUAAUAAAGAGGCUGGAAGUUGUUGAGCUGUCUAAUGUGCUAGCCAGGCAAUCAUUGCUACGGAACAUGUUCUUCUCUGCUAAAACAACUGUCGGGCGUUUGCAUUUAGCCAAGGAGUUGCUUAACCUACCUGGUGAAACCUUGAAAUCCUUUGCAGGUACAAAAGAAGGGCUUGCAGUGCUGAACUCUUGGAUCCUGGAUUCGAUGGGGAAGAAUGGAACCCAGCUUUUACGUCACUGUGUACAUAUUCUUGUUCGAGUUACGAGUGAUCUCUUUGCCGUGAGGCUGUCAGGCAUUGGGAAGACUGUGAAAGAAAAGGUUUGUGCACACACAAGCCGUGAUAUCCGUGCCAUUGCAAGUCAGCUUGUUAAUGUGUGGCUGGAACUAUACCGGAAAGAAAAAGCAAAUAGUGGAAAGAAAUCAUUGAGACAAGCGAAUACAACAAACACCUCUAGAAUAAGAAGAAAACUGAAUAGUCCGGACACAGACAGUAAGGGAAAGCUAAGCAAUGGCAACGAUGUUAAAACAGAUGAAGAGCUUGAAGACAACCAGCUACCUAUGUCAGAGGAAGAGAAGGCUGUGUUUGCUGAAGCUGAGGCGGCUCGUGCAGCAGCAGAAGCAGCUGCGAAGGCAUUUUCUGAGGCCUAUCAUAAUACUUCAUUGCAGCUUCCUAAGAUUCCCUCGUUUCAUAAGUUUGCCAGGCGAGAGCAGUAUGCAAAGAUGGACGAAUCUGAUUUCAAGAAAAAGUUUCCUGGCAAUGUCUUAGGAAGACAAGAUUGUAUGUCAGAGAUUGACUCGAGGAACUGCAAAGUUCGGGACUGGUAUGAUUUUCCUGCCUCCUGCCUUGACCUUGACAAUUCAAGAAUUCCAGUUGAUAACUAUUCACAGCGUAGCCAUUCGAAUGAGCUUGUAUCUCAUUCGAAGUUCAGAGAAUGUUCUGGAGAAAGUGUGGCUGCGGAUACCAGUUUCUUAACUGGGGCAUGGGUUGAUACUGGUGGUAGUAGCGAUGGUUUCAAGGAUUCUCAGGCUAUAGAUAGAUGGCAAUCUCAAGCUGCCGCUGCUGAUCCCGAAUUUUUCAAUCGUACUUUGCAUAUUAAGGAUGAAGAAGAUUCGAUUGCUUGUUCGACAGACCCUCCUAGUUGGAAGCAUGACCAAAGAGCGAAUGAAUGUUCUGUGUCACAGGUUACAGUGAAUAAAGAGCCACAUAAAAAUCAUAACCGAAGUGCAGAUCGUUUGAAACAGGGGGUUGUAGAUUUUGUUGCAUCGUUGCUUAUGGCCCCGUAUAGAGCAAAAAAAAUUGACAGAGAUGUAUACAAGUCAAUUAUGAAGAAGACAGCAACAAAGGUUAUGCAACAUACAACAGAUGUGGAGAAAGCUAUGGCUGUUACACAGUUCCUCGACUCAAAGCGGAAAAACAAGAUUCGGGACUUUGUGGACAAACAAGUUGACAAGUACAUGGCGAUAGCUCAAGUUCCAAAACCUUGAUGGUCAUUGGGAUCUGUACUAACGGCCAAUGGUUGUUGAGUUGGUAUCCGCUGGGAUGGCAAUGCCCCUUUGUAGAAACCACAUAUCAAGCUUAUGAAGCAGACGGUCUGAUGUAGAAGAGACUUUUCCCAUGAUUUUAUAUACCAAAGCAUUGGCAGAGACGAGUUUUUGGCAUUACCAGAUAUGAUGGAGAAUUUGGUCUUGCUAUAUUGCUAGGUUAUUUGCUUUGUAUGUGUUUCUUCUGCAUUCUUUUAAUGAUGGCUUUGUUAGCAAUGUGGCUGAAAGUUUGAUGCUGGCUUUUACAGGUGAGGAAACUUAGCCUUGGCUGAAUUCACUUUCACCCAUGUUGGUGAGGAGCUGGAAUCUUUUUAAUCGAAGCUGUUUAGAUAGAUACCUUGGUUCAAGAAUCACUCUGCUUGUUGAUGGGAGGUACAUAUAUGCUUUGAAUAUUUAAAAAAAUUGUCAAUUGGAU
Arabidopsis arenosa is the source of this 5625-nucleotide messenger RNA. Lineage: Eukaryota; Viridiplantae; Streptophyta; Magnoliopsida; Brassicales; Brassicaceae. The record is from the annotation of a GenBank genome assembly.